AUGAACACGAAAUCAAUUUCCAACCUCAAAUUAAUGUUAUUGUAAACCCAAACGAACUUGUCGAACUUUUCGCCCAAACUUUACCGGUCCCGUACUCAAAUUACUCACAACCUCCGAUUCGAAUAGCCCGACUUAAAGGUACCCAGAUCCAGGUGUAG
Funneliformis mosseae is the source of this 158-nucleotide messenger RNA. The record is from the annotation of a GenBank genome assembly. NCBI's taxonomy places the organism in Eukaryota, Fungi, Glomeromycota, Glomeromycetes, Glomerales, Glomeraceae.